Zingiber officinale is the source of this 1501-nucleotide messenger RNA. Its product is annotated as ASC1-like protein 3. Lineage: Eukaryota; Viridiplantae; Streptophyta; Magnoliopsida; Zingiberales; Zingiberaceae. The coding region runs from base 221 to 1093 and encodes 290 amino acids. The transcript has 6 exons. Gene Ontology annotation, biological process: ceramide biosynthetic process. Gene Ontology annotation, molecular function: sphingosine N-acyltransferase activity. The record is from RefSeq and is a predicted model, not a curated record. Gene Ontology annotation, cellular component: membrane; endoplasmic reticulum.
UGUUCCACUUGUGCUCUUCGUCGUCACCUAUUCCAUUUCUAACACAGAGAAUAACCAAAUCGAGCUCCAUCAAUUCUAUUUCUCCGAGAUCGCUCUUGCCAGCCGUUCCUCGCCUUCCUCUUCGAAUCGAACCUCUCGACGCGGAUCUCCGUCUGCUCAGUAACCGAGGCCGAUCGGAGCAGAACUGCCGUACGCUUUGAACGUGCUGAGUCCCGCCGGAAUGGAUCUGACCGUUUUAAGGAGCGGCGUCGGCGGUCCGGCGCCGGACAAUCUCGUGCUCAUCCUCGUUUUCGCAUUCGGAUCAUUCCUCGCUCGCCUAUUGCUCGACCGACUCGUCUACAAGCCUUGUUCUAUGAAAUUAUUAAGAUAUAAAGUUGUUCCUAUGGUGAACGAUGAGGCUCAUUGGACAAAAAUUGCAAAGUCUUGCGAGUCAAUGUGGAAGCUGACAUAUUAUGCUAUUGUUCAAAUAUGGGUAAUUUCAAUUAUCAAGCAGGAGCCUUGGUCAUUAAAUUCAAAGGAAUACUUCAAGGGGUGGCCAAAUCAAGAAUUGAAGUCUUCCUUGAUGCUUUUCUUCAUGUGCCAAUGUGGAUUUUACACUUACAGUAUUGUUGCUCUCUAUGCUUGGGAUAUCCGCAGAAAAGAUUUUUUAAUUACGAUGUCUCAUCACAUAAUAACCUCGAUUUUGAUUGGGUUUUCCUACAUUACCAGGUUUUUCCGAAUCGGAACUCUAAUUCUUGCUCUUCAUGAUACAAGUGACGUGUUUAUGGAGUCAGCUAAGUUGUUCAAAUAUUCAGGAAUGGAAAUGGCAGCUAGCUUGUUCUUUGGACUUUUUGCUAUAUCAUGGCUUCUUCUGAGACUAAUAUACUUUCCAUUCUGGAUAAUCAAGUCCUCAAGCUAUGAAUCUUUUGAAUCAUUGUCAUGGAUGAAUCAAUUCCCUACCAUGUUGUAUUAUAUGUUCAACACAAUGCUGAUUACCCUACUCAUCUUCCACGCAUACUGGGGGAAACUAAUAUUUGCAAUGAUUAUGAAACAGAUGAGCAAUAGAGGUCAAGUGGGGGAGGACAUUCGGUCAGAUUCCGAAGAUGAAGGAUGAACUCUGCCUAACUUUGCAACGAAGGGGGAAAAAAAGUGAAGUUACUCAGCUAACUACACUGCAGAAUGUUAGACAUUCAUCUUUGAGUCACGAUCAAGUGAAGAUAAGUUCCAUAGCUUCUACUUCACUAUGGAUAUAUGUGAUGAAGAAAUAGCCUCAAUUUGGAAUGAUGCAAUCAGAAGUAGGAUUUGGUAUAUACGUAAGAUAUUGUAGAUUUUUCUUAGUUGCUUUGUUAUAUUUCCCACUUGGUUUGCACAGUCGCAAUCCAUUUUGUUGCAUUGGGCCAGACAUAUAAAGGUUGUUUCCUUUCAAACAAAGUUCCUUUGUUUUGAGACAAGUUGUAGGCUUCUCUGCCUUAAUUCUCUAAACAGAUUAAUCAAUUAGAGAAAUUGAUUUGACAAGCUCAUA